Ctenopharyngodon idella (grass carp) is the source of this 6949-nucleotide messenger RNA. It is a transcript of the gene arhgap46b, whose product is annotated as Rho GTPase activating protein 46b. Gene Ontology annotation, cellular component: cytoskeleton; cytoplasm. The record is from RefSeq and is a predicted model, not a curated record. The transcript has 10 exons. Lineage: Eukaryota; Metazoa; Chordata; Actinopteri; Cypriniformes; Xenocyprididae. Gene Ontology annotation, biological process: signal transduction. Gene Ontology annotation, molecular function: protein binding; GTPase activator activity. Bases 175 to 3402 code for a protein of 1075 amino acids.
CAUGUCCCAAACUGAAGAGGGCGGGGGAAUAACCCACUCCACUGUCUGUCUCAAACUCCAGCGGGACAGAAAGCCUGAAAUCCACUUUCACAGACUCAGUGCAGUCUGCUCAUUUUCUGCCAGAGGACACAUCUCACUGCUUUCACUCCCAUUAGUCCAAACAAUGUGAGGAACAUGGCUGACAGAAGGUCUGACUGGGUGGAGAUCGUGGAGCCGCGCUCGAGGGAGCGCAUGUACGUCAACCUGCUGACUGGCGAGUGCGGGUGGGAACCGCCGCACGGCGUCCCUGUCCGUGAGUCGGACGGCAACCAGUGGUGGGAGCUUUUCGACGGCAAUAACAACCGGUUCUACUAUUACAACUGUACGAGCCAGCAGACGGUCUGGCACAGGCCUCAAGACUGCGACAUAGUGCCUCUAGCGCAACUCCAAGCAAUGAAGAGGAACUCUGAGGCUGAGAUCAGGGGUCAAGGGAGGAUCCCUAGAGGACCGGCGGAUGGCAAGCGGACUCCCCUGCCUGGGCUGCUUUCAUCUACACAGUCCUCCUCACUGGAGCAGGAGAGUGGGAGGGAGACACCACCGUCCAAGGGCAAAGGGGACAGUUUGGAGGGAAGGAACCAGGGAAAUAGGGACUUCGCUCAAAGAUGGCAGCCUGCUCCUGGAUCCAAGGCUGCCAUGUUGGUGAAAGUUAACAGCAUUGGAAGAAACCAGUCUCUGGGACCAGCUACUGCCCACCACCUUCUCCACCACACUCCCACCAACAUAAGCACUUCACCCAAACCAGGUUACACAGCGCAGCUUGACAGAAUUGCUCUGCUCAACAAAAUGGCCUUACCUGGAGACUCCAAGCAGGGUUACCACCUCAAAAAGGGGGAUGCCAACUUCUGUCUGGUUUUGCCCACUUCUAGCUCUUCCUCUUGCUCGGCCCACCAGCGCUCUGGUUCAGGUACAUCCCGCCCCUCGUCCCCUCAAUAUGGAGCUACACCCUCAGCACCCAUCUACGAUGAACCUCCACCCAUAGAUCCCCCUAUUUACGAUGAACCCCCAGUGGAAAUGGAAGUAGAAGGGGCUCACCACUUACACAGAGGUCCCAACUCCACCAGUCACAGCCUUCCGAAAGGAACCCAGCCUCCUAAACUCCUCCAGUUCCCCCAUUCCAAACAGAUCUCCAGCUCCUCAGCUAGUGAGUACAGUCCGGCCGGCCGGGAGUGCAUCAAACACAUGGUGAAUGUGGAUGCAGCUGCAUCCAAGAACCAGCCCCAGAUGUCUAAUCCCAUUGAGGGUCCUUCAAAUCCAGCCGUCCCUCAAAUCCAGCCCCAGUCUCCAGUCUCUGCCCAGAUUAAGAAAGAAAUCUCUCUGGAGAAGAAGCAAUCGUGGAGACUGUUGGAGCCUCGCCAUAGCCGUCAAAGCAGCCUGGCCUCUCAGGAGUACCCAGGCCCUGCUGCCGUCACGUACCAGGAUUCUGGCUACUCCACUGGGCCAUCCCCAAGUCUGCGAAGGAAAAACCGUCGGCGUGCAGCUCUGGGUACUGGGUCUGGUCGGCCCGGGUCAGUGGGCAGCAGUGGCGAGUUAAACGCAUUGAAUGAGAAGCUGAUGGCAGAAAUGAGGGCGGUGGUGAACCGUUCCAACACACUUCAUGGUAGCAAGGCCAGUCUGGACACUGAGAUGGGAUCAGAGGCUUCUGGAAGUACUGCCCGCUCCCCAGUCAGUUCACUGAAGAUGGGCGCAAGAGGGUGUGGAUCAAGGGAGGAUGUGACAUCAAGUAACCGAUCACUGUGUAGGGGUGGGGGCAACAACCCUGGUGACGUGCUGCUGUCGCCACUGGUGACAGAUGGGCUUGGAAGCCGGCAAAAGAGGACGUAUGAGAAAGUGGAUUCUCUGGAGAAGAGCGUAACAUCACAGACCAGCUUGUCAUCUCCAGAACCGCAGAGGUCACCCUCACAGACAGGAACACUGGAAUCCAAAACUCAGCAGGACGUCUCGCCCCAGGAUGACCAUGACAGCGAGGGUCGUGGAACCGCUCACCUUACCUAUAAAAACAACAACAACAGUCCCCCUCCUCCCCACGCCAGCACGGGUUCGGGUUACCAGUACCCGUACACCACCCUCUGCAAACCUAUGCCCGACGCCAACAUGGAGGACUGGGCCAGCAAGAACCUUAACCAGCACACGCAAGGCCUGUUUCGCCGGCGUGUCUCCAUCGCUAAUAUGCUGUCGUGGAACCGCGGCUCCAUUAAGAAACCUAUGCUGAUCACCAGCGACCGGGCUGUCAAGAAGGAAGCCUGCGAGAUGUUCAAGCUGGUCCAGGCAUACAUGGGCGACAGGCCAGCCAGAUUGGACAAACGCCACGUGGCUCUUCAGGUGGUCACAAAGUGCUGGGGGAUGCAAGGCUUGAGGGACGAAUUGUACGUGCAGCUGGUGCGGCAGACCACAGAUAACUUGAGUUUGAGGAGCUUGGAGGCAGGCUGGGAGUUGAUGGCCAUCAGCUUAUCAUUCUUCUCACCAUCGCCCAAAUUUAGACGCUAUUUGGAAGGCUACAUCCAACGACACCUUGAACCCAGUAAUGAUAAGAAAAUACUUCAGCACAUCAUGGAGCAGCAGGACAUAAAAAACAAGAAGAAUUCAAAGUCCAGAAAAAAAAGGAGACAGAACAAUGAGGAAGAAGAGGAUGAGGGCCUUCCCAUCAGCACUUACGCCAAGUACUGCUACCGUAAGCUGCAAAAAGUGGCCAUUACUGGGGGCAAGAAGGGUCUGAGGAAGCCCACUCUGGAGGAGAUCGAUCAUGGCCGGAAUGCCAUCGUGACACCAUCUCUUUUCGGGAGCGCUCUGGAGGAGAUCAUGGAGAGGCAGAGUGAGCUCUUCCCCAACAGGAAACUGCCCUGGGUGCAGGUGCAACUCUCUCAGUAUGUGCUGGCCCUGGGUGGAGCCCAGACGGAGGGCAUCUUCAGAGUUCCAGGGGAUAUUGAUGAGGUGAACGCUCUCAAGCUGCAGGUGGAGCAGUGGAGAAUUCCUGAAAGCCUCUCUGAUCCCAAUGUCCCAGCGUCUCUGUUGAAGUUGUGGUACAGGGAGCUGGAGGAGCCGGUGAUUCCUCAGAGCUUCUAUACGCAGUGCAUCAGUCACUAUGAAGAUCCUGAUGCAGCCAUCAGUGUGGUUCAGUCCCUCCCAGAGCUCAACAGACUCGUGCUCUGCUACUUCAUCAACUUCUUACAGGUCUUUGCUCAGCCGGUGAACGUGAGUAGGACUAAGAUGGAUGUGAAUAAUUUGGCGAUGGUCAUGGCUCCAAACUGCCUGCGCUGUCAGUCUGACGAUCCCCGAAUCAUCUUUGAAAACACGCGGAAAGAGAUGUCCUUCCUCCGCAUACUCAUAGUCCAUUUGGACACCAGCUUCAUCAAGGGCUUAAUCUGACAGUCACGUUUUAUUCAUUAUUUUGUGGCAUAGCUCAGAAUUGAGUCAUUUGAGUGAAUCAUCCAGGAGAUGAUUGGUAUCAGGACAUUCUUCUGCUCAGAGAUCUUUCUCAUCGUCAAACAUCACAAUAUUAUUUCGGACAAUGCCUAAAAUUCCAGCUUUGGCUCAAUGUGAAUCAUCCUGAACUUGACUCUUAUGACUCUUCUGGAAGCCAGACUCUAUUUGAACUGAAUCAGUUGACUGAAUUUGAUUCCACAUCACAAAGAUCACACACAGGGUUGUUGUCACACAUUGAAACAAAACCAAUGCAUGACCUUUGUCUUCUCUUGGUCUUUUAUAUUGAUUAGCAGGGAAAUGCAUCCUUUGGACAAUCUUAAUCGUAAUAACACACAUGCAAUAUGAUCUGCAGUGUAUUUUCUUAAUUUAAUAUGGUAUGAGUGUUCUGAUUAUUUAAUAUCAAAGGUUUGUAAGCUCAAGUAUGAGUGCAGGGAGAAUUACUGGCUUCAGAAAGAAGAGUUGAAUAUCGCAGAGCUGUGGACCACAAGGACAGCUCUGAAAUACUUUGCAAAGCUUGAGGUCUGGUGCCUUAAAUGGAGAGUGUUCGCUGACGUAUAAGAUGCAUAAGUGCCCAUGUACAUAAACACACUCUCCAUGCUUCAAAUGAACGGGUUACUCGAGCAAUUUUCAAUCUGUCCCUCUGUAGUUUUCCCAGUUGUCCCAUAUGGAAAUAGAAAAUUAAGUUUCCAGAUGUGUGUUUUCUACAUCAGUGAUGAUUAAGCACAACGAAACAGUAGCAAACUGAACCAGGAACCAGAUCGGAAGAUCUGCUACAGGUCUCACAACUCUCACAGAAAUAGCUGCUGCUCAUUGGCCCGCUGAAAGUCGACUAGGUUUCAGUUGUCCCAGCAGCUCCAACAUCAACAGAUGGACAAGAAUUUUGUGUUCAGAUUUGCCCAGGUUGAAUAAAUGGUUUUAGAAGAGAGUUAGACCAGAAACAUACUCUACACAAGCAUGGUCAACACGUGUGCAGUCGCGUCGUUCAUGCAGUAUACUUAAAUCCAAAGUGCAAUUUCUGUGCCACUAACAUCACCAAAUGCAAUUACAAAUAUACUAAUGACUGUUUUUAUCAGUUACUUUUUCCCUAAACACUUCUGCUAUUGGUCAGCCAAACAGAUAGCCCCGCCCCAAACUCACGCCAUUGGUUGAGCUGUUGCCAUGUCAGGCUAGUAGUCUAAACACCCAAACAAAAUGUUUACACUUCAAUUGUCACUGAAUUAAGCUGGGAACAUAGACUGUAAAAAAAGAUGGACGACACACCUUCACUUUCUUCCAUUGUAGUAAAUGAAGCCGCCAGUGUGCCAAUAUUGUGCUGACAUCUUGAGUCUCGAGUCUGUGCAUAGUGAACUUGUAGCCCGAGUCUAAACAGUAGUGAGCGCGAAGUGGAGCUGCGAUAUCGGUUAAUACUGCAGAACUGUGAAAUAAACAGUUCUGGAAAUGUGAAGCUUUAAGAAAACUUUAAUUUUUAAUCUCAAAAAAAAAAAAGGUCUGUUGGUGCUUCAGUGACUACUCAGAGAAGCUGUCAAUCUCAGCUGUCAAUCAUGAUGUCAAAACCCACGUUUUUAUAGUAUCAAAAAACUAAAAACAAACUUACUUAAAGAACAAAUAUUUUAACUAACAUCAGCGUGAUAAAACCGCCUAAAAUGACAGAAACCAUUUUUAGAAAAACAAAAUUUGACUGUUUAGUUUGUCUCACGUCCCAUUACGUUACAUGGAGAGGGCGGGGUUUAUGACCUAUACUGCAUCCAGCCACCUGGGGUCGCUUUGGCUUCACUUUUCAGGACUCGUGUGGCACGCUUGAUUGGGGCAUUGGAAAGUACUUAAACCUCAAAAAGAUUACAAGGAUUCUUAUGUUACUGUGGCCGUAGUACAUUUCAUCACUCAAAAAGGCGAUAGAGGCUAUUUCCGAAAUCGCCCACUAUAGACCUCAGUCAGGGCAGUGCUAUAUUUAAUUUUUUGACAGGAAUGAAAAAACAAUUGUGAAGGACAGAAGUAUGGUGUGUUCAGUGGAUAAACUUUCAGUAGACAAAAACUCAGUUGUGAGUUUUACAUGAUAUAGUACCUUUAUACAGUACGCACUAUUGUAGAGACUGUAAGUCUAUCUCACAGCCUCGUUUUCAUCUGUGUAAAAUUCAAUGUCUGUCCUAGUUUCAGCCUCAGACGUCACGGACCGUUGGCUGAACAUCUGAUAUAUAUGGCACACUUAACUGGAAACUCUUCAGGAUUUUCAAAUUCAUCUGUUCGGUUGAAUUCUACAGCAUGUCCUGUGUUGUGUUCUUAACGGUCCGCAUGGAAACAAAGAUGCCAUGAUGCCAAACCCCCUUAUGGAAGAAAAACGCUGUCGUGUUUACAACUGUGACAAUGAAUGCUUAUCAGGAUCAACUAAACGCUGUAUUUUCAAAAGUAUGUGAAGUAUGUAACAUUUGCAGCAUAGACUCUUUAAAAUACGUCCAAGAGUUUUACACACCGGUCUGGUAUUGUAGAGACAUCGACAUUACGUUUUCACGCCCCUAAACAUGAUGCGGAACAAAACUAACUGUAAUUGGUUGCUUUACAUGUCAGUCAGACGGCCUCUGGGCGGUCCUUGGCAAUUGUAAGCUGCGAUGGAGUCCAGAGCUUCUGCCGUCAGUAUCGAGGUCUGGCUAUGCGAAACUACAUCUGCCCUCACUAAGGUCUCUACUCUCAUUCACUAUUCCUUACAUUAGUCCAAUAAUAUAGUUCACUUGGAGGAGUGAAUGAAAAAAAUGAAAUGAUGCAGAUUCCAUUUUCUGGCGCAACACUCAUGUCUAUAGUUUUGGACACCACUACAAAUGGCUGUCCCCUCAAAUAGCACAAUGAGUAAGGAUAAAAGGGGGUGAUUUCGGACACAGACAGAUGUUCAUAUGUGUGUGCCAUUAAACUGACGUACUCAGAAUCUCUUCAAACUUGCUGCCAUGACAGUUGUUUACCUGACAGAGAAUACUGACCAUAGAACAAGAGCUUAUGCAAAUUUUGGCUAUAGUGCCCCUUGUGGCAAAGCUGAGAAUGCAACGAGUAUUUGCGUGAAAUAUAAAUCGAGCUUGCUUAGCUAGUAGUUUAGAAGAGUAUGUUUCAGGCCUUGGCGUCAUCACUGGUAACAUCUGAACACAUGGAAAUUGAAGUCCCAAUCACUUUUGUUAUUGAUAUAAUGUGUUCUGCCUGUGCUUUUGUAUAUAGACCCCUCAUCUGAUGAAUAGUUUUAUAAAGCUGAAUAGUGAAAGUAAGUGAGCCCCAGCUCUGUUGCACUUCCCCCUCAGUUCAUUUCCUCCACCUGUGGGUCUGUGAGCUCACUGAAACUCAUCCUGCACUCUACUUCUCCUUAAGGAUUUUUUGUCUUAUUUUGUUCUAUCUGUGUGAGGAUGUGUGUAGGAGACAGCAGUGAAUUAUGACAUGGAUGAUGUGUGUUUAAAUUUGCAUAGUUUCAUAAAGAACUCGGAAAUAAAAUUUGUAAAUUUGUAUAAUUGUACAAAAA